AUGGCUGAGUACAGUGCCCAGCCCGUCUAUGAGAUGCCUCACGAUGGCGAGACUGGACAGCAGGUCGCCCGCGGUUCGAACGAUCGUUUUGAGCUCAUCUCCGGUCCCCUGAUCAAUCUCAAAAACAUGCACUACCAAGCUUCGACCACUUGGCACGGCAGUGUUUUGAUUGUAACAAAGCCAACCCAGGAACAGCCCCAGCUGCGCCUGCGCCAGGUAGGCGCCGUGGAUAUCGAAGCCCAGAACGACAUCAGCGCCCAGACAAGCCAAACAAUUGAAGGCCUCAAGCUCUACGAGGAUCCUGGGAAAGCAUUCUGGCGAUUCUCCCUAACUGUGCCAGUGGCGGCAUUCGAAGCGCGCUGGGCGUACGAUAUUCCCGGUCUGUAUAACGAGUCUGGAGCCCAGGUCCCGGGAUCGUGGGAGUUUAUUGUUCCCGCAGAAGAGCAGUCUAUGCGCAUCAUGUUCCACUCGUGCAAUGGUUUCUCCGUUGGCACGGACAUGAAUGCCUGGGUGGGGCCAAACCUGUGGAACGAUGUGAUGCGUGUGCAUGGCAAGAAGCCAUUCCACGUUAUGGUUGGCGGUGGUGACCAGAUCUACAAUGACGGUAUUCGUGUGGAUGGCCCACUCAAGCCUUGGACUUCCAUUUCGAACCCGCACAAGAGACGCAACCAUGACUUCGAUAAUAAGAUGCGCGCUGAUUGCGAUGACUACUACUAUGCCAACUAUGUGCGCUGGUACAACACUGAGCCAUUCCGCACUGCCAAUGGUCGCAUCCCCCAGGUCAAUAUCUGGGAUGACCAUGACAUCAUUGAUGGGUUCGGAUCGUACACGGAUCACUUCAUGAAGUGCGCUGUCUUCCGCGGUAUCGGCGGGGUUGCUUUUAAGUAUUACUGUCUCUUCCAGCACCACAUGGCUCCUCCCAAGUCGACUUUCACUACCGAUUCACCGCAGACUAUGCACGCCGUCAAUGGAACUUCUGGUGUUGACCCGCGUCAAAUGGAGAACACAUACGUUCUAGAUAAGCAGGUUGAGGACGAUAGCUGGAUCAUCGGCAAACGGCCCGGUCCGUACGUGGAAGAGCGCAGCCGAAGUAUCUACAUGCGCUUCGGCAAGCGUAUUGCCUUUGUAGGUCUAGAUGCGCGUACAGAGCGCACCCGCCACCAGGUCAACUACGAGGACACCUACGAUCUGAUCUUCGAGCGGUUGCAGCGCGAGAUCGCCGCCGCCAACGGCGACAUCAAGCACCUGGUGGUAUUGCUAGGUGUGCCAAUCGCAUACCCGCGUCUUGCAUGGCUCGAGAAUAUCCUCACAUCCCCCCUGAUUGCGCCGAUCCGGCUGCUGAACAAACGCUUCGGCGUGGCAGGCGGUCUCUUCAACGAAUUCGACGGCCAAGUCGAUCUUCUCGACGACCUGGACGAUCACUACACCGCGCGCCAGCACAAGCGCGAGCGCAGGAUGCUGGUCCAACGCCUGCAAGAGCUUGCCCGCACCAACAGCACGCGCAUAACCAUCCUCGGUGGCGACGUCCACCUUGCCGCCAUCGGCCGCUUCUACUCAAACCCGAAACUCAAGCUCGCAGGCGAAAACGACCACCGCUUUAUCGUGAACGUCGUCAGCAGCGCUAUCACAAAUAAACCCCCACCCAAAGCCGUCGCCGACCUCCUCGCCCGCAGAAACAAAAUUCACCAUCUCGACCACGACUGUGACGAGACCCUCAUGCCUUUCUUCGACAAGCAACCCGGCGGCAAGGAGAAGAGCGGUGCCUUCAACAAGGUCACCAUGCCAUCCCGCAACUACGCCAUCCUCACCGAGGUCGUCGCCCCAGGGCCCGGUAAUACCGGCGUGCUCGAAGCUAUUUCCGUGAAACUCGAUCAUCUCCCUAAGGACGGCCACUCACCUCUGCACAAGGGCGAAGUGGAUGCCGGAACGACGCACAGCGCCGCUGACGGAUUCACUUGUGCCAGCGGCAUGUAUGGCGGACUUGAUGUUUCCAUCCGUGUUGAGAUCGAUCCCCAGGAUCGUACCGCUGCUACCGAGGGAUAUGGAUUUAGCAUCCCGCCCCUCUUGGCUACCGAGGGUCCCCCGUCUACCGGUCACCGACUUAGUCUGCACUCGCGCAGGUCGCAACAGGGUCGGCCGUCGACGGCACAGUAA
Messenger RNA from Penicillium vulpinum, 2154 nucleotides. RefSeq lists its product as uncharacterized. The coding region runs from base 1 to 2154 and encodes 717 amino acids. Gene Ontology annotation, cellular component: membrane. The record is from RefSeq and is a predicted model, not a curated record. The transcript is spliced from 2 exons. NCBI's taxonomy places the organism in Eukaryota, Fungi, Ascomycota, Eurotiomycetes, Eurotiales, Aspergillaceae.